Giardia duodenalis is the source of this 1482-nucleotide messenger RNA. RefSeq names its product Socius. Bases 1 to 1482 code for a protein of 493 amino acids. The record is from RefSeq and is a predicted model, not a curated record. Lineage: Eukaryota; Fornicata; Diplomonadida; Hexamitidae. The transcript has a single exon. Gene Ontology annotation, molecular function: ubiquitin binding. Gene Ontology annotation, biological process: proteasome-mediated ubiquitin-dependent protein catabolic process.
AUGGAGGAGGGUCACCAGAAGUAUCGUACGGAGCUCCCCAAGCCGGUGCGCGCACAGCUGGACAAGCAGGAUCAGUAUGACCUAAAGCAACUGCGACAGGCCCUUCGUGGGGAUAGGCCUUCUGGACAGGUGGUGAAGAGCGCUGCUGCCAAGCCUUUGAUGCCCAAGAAUGGUGCGCAGGAUCUGGUUUCUAGUCUCGCUAACCGCCUUACAAAAGUGGAGGCUGAAAACCAGCAAUUGAAGUUGAUGCUCAGACGGGCCAACGAUGAAAACACUUCUCUGCGGCAAAAGGUAGACCUUUGCAGACUUGCGGCAGCGGGGGAGCAGGCCAACGUAGACGAGAUCAUGGCUCUGAAGGAUUACAUUGAGGUUCUCAGGCAGCAAAUUUAUGACAUGGAGUUGUUCCUGGAUUCGCACGGCCUCAUUUAUGUGGAGGAUACUGACUCAUCAAAAGAGCCUGCACCCCGUGCUGUGCAGCAUACGCUACAGCUCGAUCACAUAGGGGAUUCUACAGAGACCUGGGAGCCCCCGGAAAGACACAUCCUCGAGGACAACAUCAGAAAGCUUAAUCAGCUUGUUUCGAAGGAUCGAGUUCUGGUGGCAGACGGAGGCAAUCAGGGCCGGUAUGGUGACAAGCCUUCAAUUCCUGUGCGCUUCUACCCCAAUGGCAUCUUCAUCAAGAGGGGGCCAUUCAGAGCUUAUGAGCACGACAAGACUGCGAAGGAGUUCGUAGAGGAUAUCGCAGCUGGGUUUCUCCCCUCCGAGUUUCGGGCCUCGCAUCCCGACGGCAUUUCAAUUGACGCCUCAUUUGAGGCAGAGCCCUUCAAGUCCUGUGGUGUGGAAUUAUUUGAGGGACAGGCGAAGCUCAUGAUUGAUGAGUCUGCGCAGCCGCCCCCUCCUCCAAAGCCGGCCAAGAGCACUAUUGAGGCGGCGGCAGAGCACGGGAGCGUCAAACGUAGCUACUUGACGGUAUCAGAAUACGGCAACAGGCAUAAUUACUCGUACGACCAAUUACUUGAUCAACGGGCCAAUCUGGAGAAGCCGAUGUCUCUACAGCAAUUCCUGUCGCGAGUGAAAGGAACUUGUGUAAGCAACGGCCAAAUCGUCCCUAUGAAGGAGGCACUGGGGCUUCUUGUGCACGGGAAGACCCCCGCUGAGCAGGCGAAGGAAGCCGGCAAGGACAAUCUGUCGUCGACCACAAUCGUUACAGAAACAGCAGAUGAUGGCAGAGUCGCGACGCUGAGGAUACGGGUGUCAAGCCCCGAUUCGGCGCUCAAUGAUCACCACCUGCUACUAAAGCUCCCGUUUUCGUACACAAUCGAGUCCAUGAUUGAACGGAUUGGAGACGCUUUGAAUAUCGAUUGUGGAAGAAUUCGUUUACACAGACCUUUUGGAGAUGACAUUAUGCAAGACGUAUCUGCUACACUCGAGAGUGCAGGAUGCACACCAAACGCUCGCCUCUUCGCUAAAAUAGGUGCCUAG